Sabethes cyaneus is the source of this 5605-nucleotide messenger RNA. RefSeq names its product mucin-17 (gene wde). Gene Ontology annotation, cellular component: nucleus; transcription regulator complex. Gene Ontology annotation, biological process: regulation of DNA-templated transcription. The record is from RefSeq and is a predicted model, not a curated record. Bases 120 to 4892 code for a protein of 1590 amino acids. The transcript is spliced from 5 exons. NCBI's taxonomy places the organism in Eukaryota, Metazoa, Arthropoda, Insecta, Diptera, Culicidae. Gene Ontology annotation, molecular function: transcription coregulator activity; protein binding.
UCCUCUGAUUGUGAACUGUGUUGUGUGAGCUUUUCGCAGGUUUUCCCCUCCUCCUACGUGUUUGGCACUGCAAUGUUCAAGCAGCUGUGAAGUAAGGACCUGUCUGCUUAGUGCUAAAAAUGAUGGAAGUGAACCAACCUAUUGGUACAGUUGCGCUGGAGAUGCAAAAGCUGAACUCGACUGCGUCGGUUUCGAACGACAACGGAGCUCACGAUUUACCGGAUUCACUGCUAGAUGCUAAGGCAAAGCAAAAUGGAAUCAGUGAUAAGACUACCUGUGCAGAGGUGUCUAUGGACUUAGAUGAAAGUAAAGAGUUGCAUGAUGGAGACUCAAUGGAACGACUAAACUAUAGUGAGACGGAGGAUGAAGAUAUCAUCAUGACGGCAGAGGUUGGCGCUCAAAACGGUGAACUGGUUGAUUCCAUUUCCGACAGUACAGAUCUUUUGGAAAAGGCAACCGUUCCCGAUCGAUUACCAGAGGAUGAUCCUUCCGAUGUUACGCUUUCACUGGAAGAUACGGAUACAAAGCAGUUGAACAAUUCAUCUAUAAACAGCGUUGCAUCCGUAGGAGAGGAUGAUACCUUAACAGAACUGUCUGCUGCAGUUACCGCCGAAGUGGGUGAAGAGAUAGACGAAAAUCUCCUGCUGGAUGGCGAAGACACCGAAGUAGGAGACGAACCGGAGGUAGACGAAAAUUUGCUCUUAGAAGAUGCGGAGAUGGAAGAAGCUGAAAUACAACAAAACGCUCAAGGAGAUGAUGUGGCCAUGCAGGACUCAGUAAUACAGAUUGAAGAUAGUGUGGUAGGUAAUGAAAAGACUGAGGACGACACUGCUUCCAUUACCGAUAAUAGUGUAAUAGCCGUCGAUGAAAGCUGUUUAAGUAUCCUCAACACUGCCGCGGUGGAUAUUGCCGAUAUGACAGUAGACGAGUCUGUCAGGAUUGUGGACGAGAAGGAUCAGUCGGAGGUGGUAACGCAAGAAAAGCAGUCUGAACCGUCUGCAGUGAUAGAAAAGAACAAAGAGCCAGUACCUGAAAUGGAGGAAGAGACGGUUGUGUCAAAACGUCUUCUGGGGGUAGCGACGGAAGACGAACCGAUUUCAACAUGUUCUUCGCCGGAAUUAAACGAUCUGAUUAAAUUUCCAGAUGAUAAAGUUACUGGAAAUAGUGAUCAAGCAAAGGCAUCGGAAAAUGAUUCUUGCAUUGCUGAAGCAAAUGGAUCGGUUUCGGAGGAAAGUGUCUUGGGCAAAUUACAAACAGAAAGUCUAACUACAGAGGAUAGUACACUGCUAGGGGCGGAUGAUGAUAUGUCGGAUGAAACGUCGGAUCUGAUAAAGUUAAACAGCGCUGCAACUACUUCAGCUGAAGGGACUAAUUCGGAAGAUGUCGAUCCAGAAUUAUCAGACCUGAUAAAAUUUCCCGAUGAUACCGUUUCCGAGAAGCAAGAUUCGGAAAAGGUUUCUGAGAGCAAAGAAUCAGCUGAUGAGGAGAUGCCAACUGCGGAUCAAAGUGAAGCAAAGUGUACAUCGGAUGAACCGUCAGCAGAAGAAAACAAUAUUUCUGAAGGCGAAAAGGAAAAAACAAUUGAACCGCCUAGCGAGUCAGUUGAGCAGCAGCCCGUUGAAACAUCUCGGCAAGCUCUGCAAGCGGCAGAUGAAGAAGAUUUGCUAGAAAUGAUGGAAGAACCCGAGCGAAUGGAGCCCGACGAUGAUGACGAGGACAAUGUAGACGAUGAUCUGGAUGAGCAUAGUAGCGAAUCGGGUAGUGCAAAGCAAACGCAGGCCGAGGAGGAUGAAGAUUUCGAGGAAUCAGACUACACUGGUUUGUUGGAAGAUGACGUAAGUGCGAAUGCGGAGGAUAACGAAACGGAGGACAAUGAGGCUAGCAGUGUUCAGAUCGACGAAGAAGAACUUGCAGUUAAACCGCCUCCUAGCAAACGAAAAUGUUCCGUUGACAUAAGAGAAAGUGUAGAAGCGAAGGAACCGAGUGAGAGUGUAUCGGAAAAGGAAGUGGAGCUUGCCAAGCUCACAGAACAAGCAGAGGAAAGUGAUGAAAAACUGAAGGAUGUAGUUGAAGUUUCAGAAAAAAGCAGUGAUGUGGAAAAAGUUGUUGAAGUGGAAAAAGAAACAGCAACUCUGAGUACGUCUACAGCAGCUGAAAAAUUAGAGAAUCAAGCUGAAGUAAGCGAUUCCAACGAAACGCAAACAAAGGAAAUAUCUGAGGAAGAAUCGCCGAAAAUUGACCAAGAGGCGAAAGAGAACGAAACGGUUUCUCAAACGGUUGAUAGUGAUUCGAAAAAGCAGGAGAAUAGUGAUGAACAAGAUCAAGAGUCUAACGAUGCAAGCGAGAAGCAAGUUCCUUCCGACAAGCAAAACAUUCCAGGGCAGGAAACAGUUUCUAGCUUUAAAGAGAAUAUUGCAGCAAAGAUUAAAAGUCUUAUGCAAGUAGAAAGCAAGGACAGCACAGCAACUUUAGAUGAAGAAACAAAAGUUGCUACAGAUGACGCUGCUUCUGAUAAGCCCGAAUCUGCCACAGAUAUCGAACAAAAACCUGUGAUUAGUAGCACUGCCGAGCAAGAUGAGGUGUUGGUGAUUGAUGACGAUGAUGAGGUGCCAGAAAAGGCGGAACAGUCAUUGAAAACCGAGCAGAAAACUACUGAAGAUGGUCCUGUAAAGGAUGAGAAAGAUGCAUCUCUAACCAUAACCGGCAAGCGUCCAUGUCCCGAAGGGAAACCAGAUGAAAAAGAAGAAAAAACAGAUUGCGUAAAAAAAAUGCGCCUAUCGGAGGAAGAUAGUAAAUCGGAAAAACUUAAGGAUGUUCCAGAAGUACCAAAAGUAGAGAAAAAAUCAGCCCUGGAUUCGAUGGAACCGAUAACAAUAGUUUUGGAUCCGGCUCCGACAGAGCCUUCGAAGGAAAAGAAACCGAUUAAGUUGGACUUCUUGGAUAAAUUCAAAAAGCCAUUAGAAAAAAUGGACCGCACAGAUUUGGAAGAAUUCGUACUGCAGAAGAUAGUGGAAGGAAUUGCUUUUAAAUCGGCUAUUUCCGAAAUGAGAACUCAGUUGGACAGCCAAGACGUGCUGUUGCAGGGUUAUCGCCAGAAGGUCCAUGACCUGAACAAGCAAUUCAAAGAUUUGGAAAUGGUUCAUGAAAGAGUGGUUAAGGAUUUAGAAAAGAAGAAUCAACACUUCAUAACUCCUGUGAAAAUUACCAGAGCAGUCGGUCUGCAAGUUUCGCAGCCUCGUUUUGUUGCUGGAAACCGAGCUUCAACAGGCAAUUCCACACCUAUUAGCAGCUCUCCAAAAGCGACUCGCUCACAAGCAGAAACUACAACUCCCGCAAGUUCUCCUAAUCGUGAUGCACCCCAAGUAAAUAUCCAAAAUCGUCGUACGCCAAUGAGUCGGGCUCCGUCGGUAGUAAUUCGCACAAAAACUCCCGCAGGACCAAAUACAAACCGUCCAAACCAGCUACCGACGGGUAUCACUAAAAUUUCACCAAUUAAUUCGUCCCCGGCAACACCGAACGCAGCAAACAAAAAUGUAUCGGCAAUACAAACUAACUUGGUGAACACUAGUUCUCCUCAACAACAGCAACAACAACAACCUAGUACAACUGCAUCUACUACUUCGACACCUACCGGGAUAGUACCUCCAAUUACUAGGAAACGACCGCUGCAGAAGUUUACACCGAUGCGUCCCCCGCUGUCAAUAACUCAACAGGUUCAGCAGCAACAGCAAACGCGACAAAUGCAGGAAAUAUUGGUACGGCAGCAGAUUCAAGAAGUUCAAACCAAUGCUGUCGGUACAAGUGGGCCUGGAACUCCAGGCAGUCAACCACAAAGUCCCUUGACUCAGUCACCCCAAGGGUCCCCACUUACCCGUACUCCAGAACCGUCUCCAUUAGGUAUAUCUCCCGCUCGGGUUCCACCGAUCGUAAUGAAAAAAGUAGGACAACCGCCCAAAGGGACUCCUGCUACCAUGCAAAUAAUCAACCGUCAGACGCCGUCGAUGGUUUCGUCCGUCCCAUCUGCCAAUAUUCGUACGAUUGCUGCGACUGCCAGCGCCGUACCCACACCGCCGGCACCUGUUAUAGAUAAUUCAUUGAUCGAUCUAACGGAUGAGGACGAUACGCCGAAACCGGCAAAUACAGUUGUUCCUAUAGCGUCGACAGCUAGCGUUGUUCCCAAACCACCGAUUACCAUUCUCAAUGGACAGCAGACGCAAUACGUGCAACGGCAAAAUAGUUCUAUGCCUCCGCUGGUGGUAAUCAACCAGCAACGGAUACGCGCUACAUUGCAACAACGACCGAUGGCUAAUGGAACGGUAAAUGCGGUCGGUAGUCGUCCAAUGCUAAUUCAGAGACCGGGUACUGCCGCUAACGGUUUUCCAAGAACCAUUGCAAGUCAACAGAUGUAUAAGCCGCGGAUGCCAAAUGGACAAAUUGAAGCUCCCAGGCGAAUAGUAUCGCGAGCAACGAUUCGUCAGCAAACUACAGUUUCUACAACCAGCUUUACCCACCCGGCGCCCCUUCCUCAACCGGGUGCUCAGGCGCACAAUCCAUCCUGGAAGCAAGCGCCGCCACGGCCUUCCAUUCGUAUCAACAACAUCGAAACUGGCAUAGUCAUUUCGUGGACCAUGGAUGAUCUUUCCGAGAAUCAUGCCACGAUCGUAAGUUAUCAGAUUUACGCUUACCAGGAAACGAGCGCUGCGCCGUCGAUGGAUAUGUGGCGACACGUGGGCGACGUCAAAGCCAUGCUGCUGCCAAUGGCCGUGACGUUGACACAGUUUCAGGAAGGCCAACGGUAUCAUUUUGCCGUGCGGGCAGUCGACGAGCACCAGCGGGUCGGUCAGUUCAGUCCACCACGAACGUGGAAUGAAUCGACACCUGCGAAAGCGUAAGUUUAGCCACAAUGUUUUUAAUCUUGAAGAAUAAAGGAUAAGGUAGGAUUUAGGAAUAUGGAGAUAGCAGGUAAGAUCUAUUUAAAAAGCGAAUGAUCGAAGAAUAGACAUUUAAUAACUAGGCGCUAUGCGAAUUCAAAUAGAAAAAAUAAACCACAGUUUAAUGGCAUUUGCUUGAGUGUUUUAGUGUAUCGACUGUAUGUUUCAUAUUAAAACAAAAACAAAAAAAAACGAAUAGCUGAAAAAUUGUGUGUAUUCCACGUGUACGUCGUGUGUUACCACUACAGAGACUAUAACUCAACUCACUCAAAAUCCGCUCAAUUUUGUAACAAAACGGAGAGUACCAUCAUAAAUAAAGGUAACUUUCCGCUUUCGUUCAAAACUUAGCAGAUUGUGAGUGUCUCGGCGCCUCUGUAAUCUAUAGUCUCUGUAGUUACCACCUACUUUCAUUAGGAUCAUUAGCCAUUCUAAGGGUCACUAAGCAAGCAGUUAGCCGUAGUGAUGAGGCAACAUGAUGACAAUGAAUCCGUAAUAUGUUGUACUGGCUAAUUGUCUGACAGUUUUUAAAUUGAAAACGUAUAACAGUGUAAUUAUUGUAAGCCAUACAACUCUAAGCAACUCUUAACGGACUACUCGUGUAUCUUGGAAAAGUAGCAUUUAGUUAGAUUCAAACAUAAGUUAUGCUUGUAGAGUGGUAAGCAACGUUAAGUAAU